UCAGCAUCCUCCCACACCCAGAGAGGAGAGACCGAACCACCGGGACAUCCUCAGGAUCUCUACGUGAAAGAAACAGCUAAUGAAAUGAACACCUGAACAACCGGAAUCUAGAGACGAAGAUUUCAAAAGGAGAAUAUUCGGCUGCUAUAGUGGAGAUAUUUCGCUUCUGACACACCGAUAGACGAGAGACUCUCCGCCAUGCAGCACUACGGGGUGAACGGAUACUCUCUGCACGCCAUGAACUCUCUGAGUGCCAUGUACAACCUCCACCAGCAGGCGGCGCAGCAGGCCCAGCACACACCGGACUACAGGCCCUCCGUGCACGCGCUUACUCUGGCAGAGAGACUGGCUGACAUUAUCCUCGAAGCCCGGUAUGGCUCCCAGCACCGAAAGCAGCGGCGCAGUCGGACCGCGUUCACCGCCCAGCAGCUGGAGGCCCUGGAGAAAACCUUCCAGAAGACCCACUACCCCGACGUGGUGAUGCGGGAACGCCUGGCCAUGUGCACCAACCUGCCCGAGGCCCGCGUCCAGGUCUGGUUUAAGAACCGCAGGGCCAAGUUUCGUAAGAAGCAGCGCAGCCUGCAGAAGGAGCAGCUGCAGAAACAGAAGGAGGCGUCCGGAGCUGCAGAGGGCUCCACAGAGGAGUCCAAGACUGAAACCACCGCCAGCAGCAGCACCACCCUGGUUCCUGAGACCGCCCCCCCUCCAUCCUCCUCCUCCUCAUCCUGCCCGUCAGACACUGCUCGGCCGCAGCCAGGAGAGACGAGCGUGGAAGUGAACGUCACCUCUCCUGAGCCGUCGGACAGCGAGUCAGCAGCGGAGGAUAACGCUGACGGAGAGGAGGACGAGAUGAGAGGGGAGACGAGGGGGAAGAGCAGGGAGGAGACGCGGGGGGAGGGGGGGGCGCAGCCGGGGAGCAGCUCCCCAAUCUGCAAACAGCUGAGCCCCAGACCAGACUCCCCCCUGAUCUCCCCCCCCUUGCCGUCCUCCAGCAGCGUCACCAGUGGUCUGGCUCAAGGUAACUCCUACGCCUCGUCUCCGCUCAGCCUCUUCCGGCUGCAAGAGCAGUUUCGGCAGCACAUGGUCGCCACCAACAACAUGGUGCACUACCCGUCCUUCGAGAUGACCCCGCCCCCCCCCAUGCCCUACCUCGGCAUGAACGUCAACGUGCCGUCCCCCCUGAGCUCGAUGCCCUGCCCGUCCUACUACCAGACGCUGUCGCAGGCCCAGCAGGUGUGGAGCAGCCCUAUGAUGCAGGGGGGGCCAGGAGGUCUACCCGGGAGCCUCAACAGCAAGACCACCAGCAUCGAGAACCUCCGUCUGAGGGCCAAGCAGCACGCAGCCUCGCUGGGAUUGGACACGCACCCCAACUGAAGCUCGGGCUCAGCAUUCGCCCUCUAGUCAGGGCCGCACCGAUGAAUCAUGGGCCCUGUUUGCAGGAGGUGACUCUGGGCCCCUGUUUUCUUUCUGCUUGCUGCUUCACCGUCGUCAGCAGCUAUUUGUACCAAUCCAAACACAUCCAAAAAUAUUCAUUAUAUUUAGAUUUAUAUUUAAGCUUCUGGGUGCUACCCUAAUGUUAACUCCCAUGUCCUCUGUUUAAAACUGGGAAAAUUACACAUUUCUGCUUGUAGUUCAACAAUAAACGGCUGAAGUUUUGUUUGCAGUUUUCCAAAGUUGAACUAAAUCCAAUUUCCAAACCAGAGCAGUGAACCAAAACAGUAGGAAAAUAUUGUUUUUCAGCAAACAUGAAGGCCAUUAUACGUGUUUUAGAGCAGGCACUUUAGGCGCACUCCAUUUGGGGCAGAGAGUUUUUGAUGCACCUCUUCACCUCAUUGUCACCAUGUGGGCAUGCUGCUCAGCGCUGGGAGCAAACCAGGACUGGAAGAACAGCUCUGUUGGAUAGACUUAACUGAAAAUGUAAUUCUCACAAGAACUCAAUGGAUUUAAAGAAAUCCCACCUGGACUGCAGUUGUGACAUUUAGCCCGUGGAUCCUAUGCUAGUAUUUGACUUCUCCCGGUCAACACAACAAGCCAACUCUACUAAAAAGAAGCUGAUCAGAAAGAGUUCAUCGUCCUCCGUGAAGUCAGGGACAAAAGUCUCGAAACCAGAGCUGAUUUAAGGACAGAUAUAAGAUUUUAAAAUAUUCCAUAAUUCAACCCCUGAACGUGAACUAUGCAUGCACGCACCCCUCUGAAGCAUGGCUUGAAGCCGCAAACACAGAAUGAAGUCACAUCUGAUCUGAUAUCAGAGAUUAAGCUGAAAUACCUCAUUCUAAUCCCCCACACAACUGUAUUUCUUUGUAGAUGACACACCACUCUCCUUGUUUAAAGUUACAGCUGAGUCCAUUGAGCGUUGUAAAUAUCCCUCAGUGUUCACCUCCAUCUGCCUGGCUAAAAAAAUAUCUCCAUGUCUCCUUUUGUGUGAAGGAUUUGAGAGGAAACGUUCAAUUUAUUAUUUUCCAAUCGUGGCUUUAAGCAAAGGACCUACGGCAGCAUUUAAAUAAGGGGAAAAUCUGCAGAGGAGGCACAGUGACAAAUGAAUAUGAACACAUCAGCUGACGAAUAUUUGUGUGAACUCGGUGCCGGACCACUUUAGCUGAGCUUCAGCAGAAAGCACACAGGCCCAUUCUCUAUGUAUUAUAUCACUGUAGAUUCAAGAAAUGUAUUUCUCAAUUGUUUAAAAAUGUGAGUAAUUUAUCUGUUUAUUGCAAGGGAAUAAAUCACACUUAAGAAUGA
This is a messenger RNA of Gymnodraco acuticeps, 2736 nucleotides long. RefSeq names its product diencephalon/mesencephalon homeobox protein 1-A-like. Gene Ontology annotation, biological process: regulation of transcription by RNA polymerase II. Gene Ontology annotation, molecular function: RNA polymerase II transcription regulatory region sequence-specific DNA binding; DNA-binding transcription factor activity, RNA polymerase II-specific. The record is from RefSeq and is a predicted model, not a curated record. NCBI's taxonomy places the organism in Eukaryota, Metazoa, Chordata, Actinopteri, Perciformes, Bathydraconidae.